Molecule: messenger RNA, 2085 nt
Organism: Aureobasidium subglaciale EXF-2481
Lineage: Eukaryota; Fungi; Ascomycota; Dothideomycetes; Dothideales; Saccotheciaceae
Exons: 1
Coding region: 209-1771 (520 amino acids)
Molecular function (GO): iron ion binding; monooxygenase activity; oxidoreductase activity, acting on paired donors, with incorporation or reduction of molecular oxygen
Source: RefSeq, a predicted model, not a curated record
AGAAGACAGGCUAACUGUGUCAGGAGUCGGCAAAGGUUGAGCCUGUUCAGUCGCCCGCUCAAAGUUACUACGAUGGGAGGAAGCAUGCUCUAUUCAGUUCUUGCAGCUUUGAGAUGUAAGAGAGUUAAGUAUAUAGAAAGACUCUUCGCUUCCGUCCUCUCAGAAGUACCCAAACAAUCCUCGUUGUCUUUGACAUCCACAACUCAAAAUGUACGGACUUCUCUUUGGCGUAUCUGCAAUCUUCGCAGGCCUCUUCUUCAUCGUCACGAAAUGGACUUUCGACUACUUCAAGGACCCUAAGGGUCUGAGAAGAUAUCCUAAUAUGCAUUUGCUUUCUGGUAUUUCGAACGUACCGUAUAUGCUUCUCUCGGAGAAAGGCUUCCGAUCAAAAAAGCUGUUCGAGCUACAUUCUUCUGGCAUGCCGGUCAUCAGAACCGGACCUAAUUCUCUAUCGUACGGCGACACUAGAGCCAUCAAGGACAUCUACGGACACAACACCAAAUGCACCAAGGAUGAGCAAUAUGUUGUCACGGCUGGCACUCACUACCAUCUGGCUGAUGUUGUCGACAAGAAGGAGCAUCAGCGUAAGCGCAAGGUGCUUUCUUCAGCCUACGCAUUGAAGAAUCUCGAGGAGUGGGAGUUUAAAGUCGCCGACAAGACCAUUCGUCUCAUCAAUCAAAUGGACAAGCGAUGCAGUGAUUAUGGUCACGACGAGAUUGUCGACUACAAACCCUGGCUCAACUACUUCACACUCGACGCCAUCGCUGAUAUCGGCAUCAGUCACCGUCUCGGCUUCUUGGACCAGGGUAGUGAUCGUACAAAGUCUCUUCGUUGGGACGGAUCCAGCUUCGAGUCAAAUUACCGCGAGUGUCUGUAUGCCAACUCCCAAGCAAACUCUGUCAUCGGCUACUGCUACGACUACUACAAGCAACUGGUCAAACUCAGCAAGUGGCUCCCACACUACAAUCACCUCUGGAAGCUCAACGAAGGCUGGGAUGGUAUCGUCCUGAAUCUCACCACAGAACGCCUGAAGCGAUACCAGGCAGGCGAAAAGCUCGACGACUUCUUCGAAGCCAUGAUGCACGACAAAAAUGGCGUAGCAAACAACCUCGAGUUUGGCGAGAUCGCUGCCGAAGUAUCCAUCAUGAUGAACGCCGGAUCCACAACGACCGCAAUCGCCAUGACUAACGUCAUGUACUGGCUUCUCAAGCACCCUGACUGUAUGCAAAAGCUUCGCGAUGAGAUUGAUGAUGUUCUUGAUGAGGAGGAAGUCAUUGCCCCAUACGAGAAGGUCAAGUACCUACCAUACCUUCGCGCCUGUCUCGAUGAAUCUCUACGUAUCUUCCCGCCUACCUCGCAUGGUCUCACCCGCGCAACACCACCAGAGGGAAGUGUCGUCUGCGGCGAGUUCGUCCCCGGCGACACCACCGUUUCGAUCUCAGCCUUUGUCGCUCACCGCGACCCCAAGAUCUUCCCCGACCCCGAGAAGUACACGCCCGAGCGCUGGCUGGGUGAAGCUGGCAAGGAGCUGGGACCUUACUUUGUGGCCUUUUCGGCGGGUGCUAGAGGGUGCAUUGGUCGCAACAUCAGUUAUUUGGAGCAGACUGUUGUGUUGGCGAGUAUGUUGCAUAGAUAUGAUUUCGAGCUUGCGGACCCGGCGUUUGAGCCAGAGAGACAUGAGUGGAAUAACCUACAUCUUUCGGAGUUGCCGGCGAGGAUCAGAAGGAGGAUGAGAGAUGUGGUCUCUGAGAAGCCUGCGGUCAUGGCUUGAGGUGUUCAAUACGCUAUCUCAUUAGUUUAAUGAUUAGAUACUCUCCAAAUUCCCAACAUUGAUGCAGGCUUGAGAACGAUGCAGCGUUUGCAAUUAUCAAUGUUAUCCACAACGCCACUUCACAUCCGCUUCCUCUCUUGGGCUCAGGCUUUGAUGAGAUCAGAUGCACGUAGGUGUGACAAUUAGAACAAGAAUGGCAGGGCGACAUCGGCAGCCGCAGCGCAAAUUAUGCAGUGCACAAGCCACAGAUCACGUGAAGCCGGCGUUAUGCAAGUGAAACUGAAGUCAUCGUCAGAAAGAAUCGCCAGCGACAG